GCCCCCGGGAUGGAGCCACCUCGUGACGUCACGGGGCCGGUUUCCCAGGACUGCUGCGGGAGUCGGAGGCUGCGGGGCGGGGAGAGAGAGGAGACGGCAGCCGGAGCGGACGCCUCUCAUCCGGAGACUCCCGGAAUAACACGAUUCACCCACCGGACGAUCCCCCGCGGAGUCCCGGGAGUUUACACCCAGAACGAGAACCCUCAGAGCGGUGCGAUGGAGGACGGGAAGCCGGUGUGGGCGCCACACCCGACGGACGGGUUCCAGCUGGGGACCAUCGUGGACAUCGGAGCCGACAGCCUCAGCAUCGAACCUCUCAAAGGGAAGGGAAAGACCUUUCUGGCUCAGAUCAGCCAGGUCUUUCCUGCAGAGGAUGACGUUAACAAACACAUGGAGGACAACUGUUCUCUGAUGUACCUGAAUGAAGCGACUCUGCUCAACAAUGUUCGUGUGAGAUACAGCAAAGACAAGAUUUAUACGUUCGUAGCCAACAUCCUGAUCGCGGUGAACCCGUACUAUGACCUCCCGAAGCUGUACUCGCCGGAGACCAUCAAGCAGUACCGGGGCCGGUCUCUGGGAACGCUGCCGCCGCACGUGUACGCCAUCGCUGAUAAGGCGUACAGGGACAUGAGGGUGCUGAAGAUGAGCCAGUCCAUCAUCGUCUCCGGGGAGUCCGGAGCCGGGAAGACAGAAAACACCAAGUUUGUGCUCAAAUACUUGACGACCUCGUAUGGAACCGGUCAGGACAUCGACGAGAGGAUCGUGGAAGCGAACCCCCUGCUGGAGGCUUUCGGAAACGCGAAGACCGUGCGGAACAACAACAGCAGCCGCUUCGGGAAGUUUGUGGAAAUCCACUUUAACGAGAAGAACGCCGUGGUGGGCGGAUUCGUUUCCCACUACCUGCUGGAGAAGUCCAGGAUCUGCAGCCAAAGCAAAGAGGAGAGAAACUACCACAUCUUCUACCGACUGUGCGCCGGAGCGUCCGAGGACAUCAGGCAGAAGUUUCACCUCAGCUCCCCCGACACCUUCAGGUACCUGAACAGAGGAUGUACUCGCUUCUUCGCUUCCAAAGACACAGACAAGCAGAUCCUGCAGAAUCGCAAGAGCCCCGAGCACCUGAAGUCGGGCCCCCUGAAGGACCCGCUGCUGGACGACCAGGGCGACUUCAACAGGAUGUGCGUGGCCAUGAAGAAGAUCGGCCUGGACGACACGGAGAAGCUGGACCUGUUCCGGGUGGUGGCCGGCGUGCUGAACCUGGGAAACAUCGACUUCGAGGAGGCGGGCAGCACGUCAGGCGGCUGCACCAUCAGGAAGCAGUCGAGUCAGACUGUGGAGCACUGUGCCGAGCUGCUGGGCCUGGAGCAGGACGACCUGAGAGUCAGCCUCACCUCCAGGGUGAUGCUCACAACUGCAGGGGGCGCCAAAGGAACAGUCAUCAAAGUGCCACUCAAAGUGGAGCAGGCCAACAACGCUCGUGACGCCCUGGCGAAGGCCGUGUACAGCCGACUCUUCGACCACGUGGUGACCAGGGUCAACCAGUGCUUCCCAUUCGACUCCUCCGCCAACUUCAUCGGCGUCCUGGACAUCGCUGGUUUUGAGUACUUUGAACACAACAGCUUUGAGCAGUUCUGCAUCAACUACUGUAACGAGAAGCUGCAGCAGUUCUUCAAUGAGCGCAUCCUGAAAGAGGAGCAAGAGCUGUACCAGAAGGAGGGGCUCGGCGUCAACGAGGUUCACUACGUGGACAACCAGGACUGCAUAGACCUGGUGGAGGCCAAGCUGGUCGGCGUCCUGGACAUCCUGGACGAAGAGAACCGAUUACCUCAACCCAGCGACCAGCACUUUACCGACACGGUUCACAACAAACACAAGGACCACUUCCGCCUCACGGUACCCAGGAAAUCUAAGCUGUCCGUCCACAGGAACGUGAGGGACGAUGAAGGAUUUAUUAUCAGACACUUUGCAGGAGCCGUGUGCUACGAGACGACCAAGUUCGUGGAGAAGAACAACGACGCGCUGCACAUGUCUCUGGAGUGUCUGGUCAGCGAGUCCAAGGACCGCUUCGUCCGCGAGUUGUUUGAGAACACCAACAACAAGGACACCAAGCAGAAGGCGGGAAAACUCAGCUUCAUCAGCGUCGGCAACAAGUUCAAGACGCAGCUGAAUAUUCUCCUGGAGAAGCUCCGCAGCACGGGCUCCAGCUUCAUCCGCUGCAUUAAGCCCAACCUGAAGAUGAUCAGCCACCAGUUUGAAGGAGCUCAGAUCCUGUCCCAGCUGCAGUGCUCCGGUAUGGUGUCAGUGCUGGACCUGAUGCAGGGCGGCUUCCCCUCCAGGGCGCCGUUCCACGAGCUCUACAACAUGUACCAGAAGUACAUGCCUCCCAAACUCACCCGCCUGGACCCACGCCUCUUCUGCAAGGCCUUGUUCAAAGCUCUGGGACUGAAUGAGAACGACUACAAGUUCGGCCUGACCAGAGUGUUUUUCCGGCCCGGGAAGUUCGCAGAGUUCGACCAGAUCAUGAAGUCGGACCCGGACCACCUGGCCGAGCUGGUGAAGAAAGUCAACACGUGGCUCAUCCACAGCCGGUGGAAGAAGGUCCAGUGGGGCGCUCUGUCCGUCGUCAAACUGAAAAACAAGAUUUUGUAUCGGACCAGUGCCUGUAUCCAGAUGCAGAAGACUGUUCGGAUGUGGCUCUGCAGGAAGAAGCACAAGCCAAGGAUCGACGGGUUGGUGAAGGUGCGUAACCUGAAGACGAGGAUGGGUCGCUUCAACGAGGUGGUGGCCGGGCUGACGGAGGGAAAACAGGAGAUGAGCAAACAGAUCCAGGACCUGGACUCUGCCAUCGACACCCUGAUGGUCAAAAUCAAGAGCACCAUCAUGACCCGACUCGACAUCGACCACGAGUACCAGGCCCUGGUGACCCGGUCGGAGCAGCUGCUGACGGCCAUGCAGAACAAGAAGAAGGAGGAGGAGGAGAGGGAGCGGCUGCAGCGCAUCCAGGAGGAGAUGGACAGGGAGAAGAAGAGGAGGGAGGAGGAGGAGCAGCGCCGCAAGCAGGAGGAGGACGACAGGCGACUGAAAGCCGAGAUGGAGCUGAAGAGGAAGCAGGACGAGGAGGAGAGGAAGAGGAGGGAGGAGGAGGAGAGGAAGAUGCAGGUGGAGAUGGACCUGCAGCUGCUGGCGGAGCGGGAGGAGGAGGCGUCUCGUCAGAACGUCCUGGAGCAGGAGAGGAGGGACCGGGAGCUGGCGCUGAGGAUCGCCCAGAGCGAGUCGGAGCUCAUCCCAGAGGAGGCGGCCAGCGACUCGGGCCUGCGCAGCAACGGCUCUUCAGUUCCAUCGUCCCCAGAGAGAGCAGCCGCUGCCGGAACCGCAAAGCUGACGAGCAUGAGCAUGGAACAAAUGGCCAAAGAAAUGUCUGAACUUCUGGCUCGAGGUCCACAGGUGCAGGCGUCCAAGGCGGCUGCCGGCGCCAAGAAGUACGAACUGAGCAAGUGGAAGUACGCUGAGCUGCGGGACUCCAUCAACACCUCGUGUGACAUCGAGCUUCUGGCCGCCUGCAGGGAGGAGUUUCACCGCCGCCUCAAGGUUUAUCACGCCUGGAAGUCAAAGAACAAGAAGAGAAACACGGAGACGGAGCAGAGGGCGCCCAAAUCGGUCACCGACUACGAUCCUUCACCUCCUGUGAAAACAGCAUCCCAGCAGAACCCAGGCCCGCCCAUCCCGGCCCGGCAGUACGAGGUGGCGAUGAACCGGCAGCAGCGCUACUUCCGCAUCCCGUUCAUCCGGCCAAGCGACCAGUACAAGGACCCUCAGAACAACAAGAAGGGCUGGUGGUACGCUCACUUCGACGGGCCCUGGAUCGCCAGGCAGAUGGAGCUGCAUCCCGAUAAACACCCCAUCCUGCUGGUGGCAGGAAAGGACGACAUGGACAUGUGCGAGCUGAGUCUGGAGGAGACGGGCCUGUCGAGGAAGAGGGGGGCGGAGAUCCUGCCCCGCCAGUACGAGGAGAUCUGGGAGCGCUGCGGCGGCAUCCAGUACCUCCGCAGCGCCAUCGAGAGCCGACAAGCCCGACCCACCUACGCCACGGCCAUGCUGCAGAGCAUGUUCAAGUGACGAGGAGGGGGAGGGGCCUCUGGCUGCACACAAAGGGACGGAUUUACCAGCUAGCUAACACAGACGGCGUCUGAGCGUCGCCGGGAGGUUCUGACUCGGGAAUUCACGCGAACAACUGUCCUUUUGUUUUUCUCUCGUCGUUAAGUUUCUCGCUCGCUUCACUCCCUCGGGUCGCGGCGAGGGCCGGGACGUUUCGCAUCGAACCCUAUGCAGAAAAAAAUCAUAAAUGAUCACAUCCGGUUGUUUUCCAAGGAAUUCUCCUCUCGUGUCUGCAAGUUUAACUACGAGGCCUUAACACAACGUUAACAGGGUUUAAUUACCACAAGUACGACCUCUUCUUCUUCUGUCUUUUCUCUUUUGUUCAGAGCUGCCUCCCAGACGACAAACUUUAAAUUCCUGUGUAGUUAUACAUUCCUGAUCACGACCCUGACGUCGCUUCCAUGGUAACAGACCUGUUUACAUCGUCCUCGUGUGGCUCUGGAGCCGAGAGGCUGCACGAGCGUCACAUUGUUCCUCCUUAAAUCUGCUAAAACUUUAUUUUACCGUCGUCUUUCCGGCCGAAUGUAACCUGAGACCUCGAUGAUUUGUUCCUGUCGUGAUUCCUUCUUUCCUCAUCGUGUGAUUUCAACUUAAUGAGAAAAGGUUCAGAAACUUUGUGACUUUGAGACCAAACGUUGCUUGAAACACUUUAUUUCGUUUUGUUUUUGGGACCGAGCAGUGAUUCAGCUCCGUGAUUAGUUUCUGCAGAAAAUGUGAAUUAAUUAUGCAACUGCUGAGCUGCGACUGAGUCGCUGCUGUUUCAGAGCAGAUCAGUGCCGCAAAAAAAGUCAUUAGAACAUCGUUAGUCUUUAAAUGAAAUCUUUGUACACGAGGAAACUUAAUUUGCAAACUUAGUGAUUCCAACAUGUUUUUCUUUGACUUUAUCUUUAAAAUAUUAAUUCUACAUUUGGCUGUUUGUUAAAUGAAUUCACCUGAUUCUAGAAAAUGUUUGAAAUGUCAGUCUGGACAUUUUUCUGUCGUUGUGGACAAAGCGCUGGAACUGGAACCUUCUUCCAACACUGAGAUAUUUUCUAUGAAAUCACGUGAGUUCGGUUUGUGCAGCGACAGUGACGCUUCCACUGGAAUGUUUAUUUUUAAAAGAACGAUUUCUACUUGAGCCUGUGAGGUUGUGAGAGAAGCAACGAACCAGGUCAAUGAGCCGAGUCGUCCGUUUGUCGUCAACACUUUAAAGACAAUCCCGCACCUGAGGCUGCUAACUUUCCUUCUGAUGCACAAGAACCAGGUGACUGAACGCGAGGCGUCAACACGCAGCAGCGAGGGAAACAGACGAGCUCCAGGAAACUGUGUUUCUGAAAGGUUUCAUUCAACGAUUGUGGUUCAUCAUGAAACUGGUCCAACUCCCUGUUAAAGUCCAGAAACUGAAAAAUACCAAAAACAAUGUGAUUGAUUCAGACUAAAGUUUAAAUGUCAUGAAUUGUAAAUGAAGAUAGACGACACGUCUCAUAAACGCUGCCAUCUUGUGGUGAUGACGUCAUAAAGUCAGAGUCUGAGCCGUAGUGAUCGUGGAGUGGAGCUGUGUUAUCGAGGUCCCGCCCACACACUCGCUCAACCAAUCAUGAGUGAGUCUCAGCUGUCAAUCAUGACGGCUCGUUUUUAUUUUAUCAAAUAACUGAUUCAAACCA
Messenger RNA from Hippoglossus stenolepis (Pacific halibut), 5795 nucleotides. RefSeq names its product myosin VIa (gene myo6a). The transcript has 36 exons. Lineage: Eukaryota; Metazoa; Chordata; Actinopteri; Pleuronectiformes; Pleuronectidae. Gene Ontology annotation, molecular function: actin filament binding; microfilament motor activity; ATP binding. Bases 10 to 4113 code for a protein of 1367 amino acids. Gene Ontology annotation, cellular component: cytoplasm; ruffle; myosin complex. The record is from RefSeq and is a predicted model, not a curated record. Gene Ontology annotation, biological process: vesicle transport along actin filament; endocytosis; inner ear morphogenesis.